Molecule: messenger RNA, 606 nt
Organism: Cryptomeria japonica (Japanese cedar)
Lineage: Eukaryota; Viridiplantae; Streptophyta; Pinopsida; Cupressales; Cupressaceae
Product: cytochrome P450 86B1-like
Exons: 2
Coding region: 1-606 (201 amino acids)
Molecular function (GO): monooxygenase activity; iron ion binding; heme binding
Source: RefSeq, a predicted model, not a curated record
AUGGAGACUGAAAGUGAAAAUGCCACCCCACCACCUAAGAAGAAAACUAAGCGUAGUCCAGCUAUCACUGAUAUUAGCCUAGAGAAGGAGGUUGGUACCUCACAGGCCCCUUCUCCUCCUUUAGAUCCUAAUAUAUGGAUUUGUGGUGUGGAGAAAGAGGGAAAGAAUGUGGUGAAAGGGGAGACUCUGUCUCCUAAAGACAAAGUCACACUUGUUGGUGUGGAAACCCUGGAGAAUAAUGUUGAUUUUUCAAACUUCAAUAAAGAUAGCAGUGAUUCUCCCAUAGCUAUGCUUCAAAAUACAAAGACUAGGGUGAUGGAGUUUUAUAAGCACCCAGAAGUUGAAGCCAAGAUUUUAGCAGAGCUGCAUUGUGUCCUCCACAAGAGGAGUACAAACAGGGAGGAGUGGACAUUCAGGUUUGAGGAAGUGAAGCAGAUGGAUUAUCUGCACGCAACACUUUCAGAGAGUCUUCGACUCUACACGCCCAUUGUCGAGGAGGGCAAGGAGGCAGCCAAAGACGACAUUUUGUUGAACGGUACGCAGACAGAGAAGGGCGCCCAAGUGCGGUAUUCGAUUUACUUGUGCGGAAGGCUUGAUAGCGUGUGA